Racocetra fulgida is the source of this 225-nucleotide messenger RNA. Lineage: Eukaryota; Fungi; Glomeromycota; Glomeromycetes; Diversisporales; Gigasporaceae. The record is from the annotation of a GenBank genome assembly.
AUGUCAUUAGCAGAAGAGGAGGAACUUCAAAUCGAGAGCAAGUAUAUAAAGGAAAAGAAAAUAGGAGAAGGAACUUAUGCAAAGGUUUACAAAGCAAUAUUGAGUUUUCAAAUUUUGCGUUUAGGGAAAGAUCGUGAAACUGGACGUGCAGUGGCUAUUAAAAAGAUUAAGCUCGUACAAACAGAAAUAGGAUUUCAGGGGAUAGAAAUAUCAGCCGUUAGGGAG